AUGGCGCUGAACAGGGGCUUACGGGACGCUCCCCUCCAUCGCAACAAAACACGACGGAGAGAAGCACCCUGCAAAACUCUAUCUAGCGCCACAGCUCCCAGAGCACGGGACACAAAGGGUGAGAAGCGGCUUCAUUGCCGCCAUCUCACAAGGAUAGGGACGGCUUGGUGGAACCACCCACAUUCGCACCCGUCCCAUUCGAGAGCCCCCUCCAUUGUCGUCCUCGAGCAGCUUGCCCGUCCGCGGAAGCGGAUGGCCUCGAUGCCUCCCCCAAGCGCUGCGGGCGCCGACUCUGAUCAGAUUUUGGUAGAAGCGAAUGGCUUUACAAGGACACUGAUUUUGAAUAGGCCAAAGCAGCUAAAUGCGCUCUCCUCGGCCAUGAUUAUGGGACUCUUGAAGUGUUUCACUGCUUAUGAGAAAGACAAUGGAGUUAAAUUGUUGAUUAUGAAGGGUAAUAGAAGAGCAUUUUGUGCUGGAGGUGAUGUUGCUGCAGUUGUCCGAUCUAUACAUAAAGACAGCUGGAAAUAUGGUGCUGAUUUCUUCCGAAAUGAAUUUUUGUUGAAUUACAUAAUUGCAACUUAUACCAAACCUCAGGUUUCUCUUCUUACUGGAAUUGUCAUGGGUGGAGGUGCUGGUGUUUCUUUACAUGGAAGGUUUCGAGUUGCCACUGAUAACACGGUUUUUGCAAUGCCAGAAACAGCUCUGGGUCUCUUUCCAGAUAUAGGGGCCUCAUAUUUUCUGUCCCGGCUUCCUGGAUUCUAUGGAGAGUAUGUUGCUCUUGCUGGCGCCAGAUUGGAUGGUGGGGAAAUGCUUGCAUGUGGUCUGGCAACUCAUUUUGUCCAUUCAAAUAUAAGAGAAGGGAGGACACAAACUGUUGGGGAGUGCUUGCAGCGGGAAUAUAGAAUGGUUUGCCAUGUCAUGCGUGGUGACUUCAGCAGAGACUUCUUUGAGGGAUGCAGGGCUAUAUUGAUAGAUAAAGAUCGAAACCCAAAGUGGAUGCCUCCAAGGUUGGAACAAGUGCAUGACGAGGCUGUUGAACAAUAUUUCUCCAGAAUUGAUGAUCCACAGUGGGAAGAUUUGAACCUACCUACCAGACGUUCCCAUGGAAGAAAUAUCGAGUCCAAGCUUUGA
This is a messenger RNA of Miscanthus lutarioriparius, 1131 nucleotides long. The record is from the annotation of a GenBank genome assembly. NCBI's taxonomy places the organism in Eukaryota, Viridiplantae, Streptophyta, Magnoliopsida, Poales, Poaceae.